AUGAAGAAUCCAAUGAGGAAGAACCCCCCAACCACUGAAGAAUCUGAAGCCUAUCCGCAUUCAGAUGAGUCUUCUGAUUCGGAUGGUGUUGUGCCCGAACAUGAAAUUCCAGCUCAGUAUGAGUCUAGUAACACACCUCAACUUCCACAAGGUAACGAAAAAAACUUUGUAUACCCUGAAGGCUUAAGAGAAUACGAACCUAUUGAUCGGGAUGAAGAUGACGAAAUGGAUUUCUGGAGUGCACAACUCCUACACGUUGUUCAGAAUGGUAUGGUUUUUUCAAGUAAAGAAGAGUUGAUGCUCGGCAUUCAUUCAUGGAAUAUUAAAUGUAACAAAGAGAUGUAUGUCGUUGAAAGCACAACAAAGAAAUGGAGAGCAAGAUGCUACACAACAAACCCGAAGUGCAACAUUAAUCUUCGCACUGGGCCGCCUUGUGCAUGGUAUGCUAAUGCCCGUAGGAAGACCAGUGACAGCAUGUGGCAACUCACUAGAUGGGUUGACUCACACAACUACUACGGGACAGUAGUGGGAAACAGCAACAGAUGUAUGAAAUCUAAGGAUAUUGCAACACGAAUCCUUCACCACAUACGUGACGACAUCGCAUUUCCGGUGAAGAGCAUUCAGGCACAUAUAAAAGACCGUUUGGGUGUUGAUAUUUCUUAUAGCAAAGGGUGGCGGGCUCGGCAAGAUGCAGUCGAGAGGAUUUACGAUUCUUGGCUAACUAACUUUAGGGAGUUACCAACGUACGUUGACGCAUUAAAAAAGCAUAACCCUACAACUGUUGUUGAUUGGUUACACGAACCCAAAGGUUCGUCCGAUAUCGAAACUUUUAAAUACGUGUUCUGGGCGUUUGGGCCGGUGAUAAGUGCAUUUCAAUAUUGCAUGCCAGUUAUAUCUGUUGAUGGUACUUUCCUCAAGGGGUCAUACAAGGGAAAGUUACUAAUUACAGUCACAAAAAAUGCAAACAAUCUGAUUCUUCGACUAUGUUUUGCAAUUGUUGACGAAGAGACGGCGGAAAGUUGGACUUGGUUUUUCCACCAUCUGUGGGAACACAUCGCAAGGCACCGCGGGAAAAAACUGUGUGUUAUAUCCGACAGGCACAAGGGUAUUAUUAACGCAGUUAGUAAUCUUGCAGUAUGGCGACGAAAUGCUAUUCAUCGUUUCUGUCUUCGGCACAUUCGAAGCAACCUGAUGCAGAAGUUUAAGAUAAAAGAGCUAAAGGAACUUUGUUGGGAUAUUGGUAGCACCACACAACAAAGGAAGUACGAUCAUUCUGUCGAUUUGAUGAAGGGCAUCCUGCCAGAAGCGUGGGAGUAUUUGGAGGAGAUAGGCGAGGAUAGGUGGACUCUUGUACACGAUAGAAACAAUCGUCGUUGGGGAACACUAACGACUAACAUAUCGGAGAGCUUUAACCAUGCGCUAAAGGGAAUUAGGAUGAUGCCGAUAAAGGCCAUCAUUGAGCGUACUUUCGACAAGACGGUGGAGCAUUUUCUAAUGAACAACCAGGUUGCCCACAAUUGUAGAACCCGGUUAGCUCCGUAUAGGUACGAGUGGUAUCAAAUUCGUUACCAAAAUUCGAGACACCAUCGAUUACAAGAGUACAGUUAUGUUAGCGGAAGGUACCGAGUUAUUUCAAAGAUACAGACAAAUGAAUGCGGAGGCAACGAUUACAUCGUUGAUUACUAA
Molecule: messenger RNA, 1686 nt
Organism: Helianthus annuus (common sunflower)
Lineage: Eukaryota; Viridiplantae; Streptophyta; Magnoliopsida; Asterales; Asteraceae
Exons: 1
Coding region: 1-1686 (561 amino acids)
Source: RefSeq, a predicted model, not a curated record